CCUACCACACCAAACUCUUCGAGAUCUUCGACCUACCAGUUCUUGUUCUGGGGUUAGGCCACUGCUCAGAGUAUGAGCCUCGUGGGCCUUUGUGCGGCCUCUGUCUUUUACAUGUAAAGUUUUAGCAUUAAAUCCUCUGGAAAAAACUUGAAAACUACCAACGGGAGCAUUUUACCAUUCCAUUUUCUAGUUACCACUCCAUAUCCCAUUGCUGCUGCCUCUUGGAGUACAGAACUAGGAACUGCGCAGGCGGCCGGAGCAACACCGAGAAAGCGAGGUUCGUCGGAGCAGCGAAGGCAAACGUGGUCAAAGUUUUCUGAAAUUUGAUGGGGGAAAAGAAUGAACAGGGGUCUGAUUUUGUGACUUUGGAUGUGAAUGCGCAAACCUUCUUUUCUUCAGCUCCUCCACUGAAAGAUGAGAGUGAUAUUGCUAAGAAAGUAAAAGAUUUCAUUGCGCAGAAUGGUGAAGCUAUUGAGCGUAGGAGGCUAAUUGGGAUUGUCUGUGUUACAUCUGGGGGCACCACUGUCCCUUUGGAGCAGAGAUGUGUGCGCUUUAUCGACAAUUUUAGUUCAGGCCAUCGAGGGGCAACUUCUACCGAAUAUUUUGUAAAGGCCGGAUAUGCAGUUAUCUUUCUCCACAGGCGUGGGACCUGUCAACCUUAUUUUCGGGAUAUUCCAGAAGAUUCAUUUAUGGAAUAUUUUGAGCUUAAUGAUGAGUUGACUGUUAAUGUACGGCAGGCACAUAUGGAAGUGAUGAAAAGUUCAAUUGGCAAUUAUCAUGCUUCUGUAAGGGGUGGUCUUCUACUGAAACUUCCAUUCACCACUAUAUUUGAGUAUCUUCAGAUUCUGCGAAUAGUUGCAACAUCUAUGGACAGUCUUGGGCCAAGGGGAAUGUUUUAUCUUGCUGCUGCAGUGUCUGACUUCUAUGUUCCUUGGAUGAGCAUGGUUGAACACAAGAUUCAGUCUUCAAGUGGUCACUUGAAUGUGAGCCUUGCUCCAGUGCCAAAGAUGCUGUCAGUGUUGAGAAAUGAAUGGGCUCCAAGGGCUUUUUGCAUUUCUUUUAAGUUGGAGACAGAUACUGAGAUUUUGUUGGAGAAGGCUGAGAUGGCACUCAACAAGUACAAGAUGCAUGCAGUUGUUGCCAACGAGCUGCUCACACGUAAAGAACAAGUAAUCGUCCUCAUUUCAGGUAAGAAGAUUACAAUCCGCAGAACAGAAGAAUUCAGAGAUGUAGAAGAUCCGCUCAUCGACCUCCUUGUGCAGAACCAUUUGGAAUUCGCUAAGCAGCUCCAAAGUAACGGUUCUGCUUGAAUAUUGAUAUCUGGACACCCCAAAUUCGCACUGCUUAUUGUACAAAAUAAAAGUUAUUUAAAAUAAGAAAUAAUCAGAUUAAAAAGACAGACACCUUUCUGUAUGUAUUCUUUAUGGCAUUUACACUAUGCAGGUAAUAAUGUGAAGCCCACGUUUGUGCAGUUCAUGUGUCUCAUCCAUAUCUCUUACCACCCUGUUAUGUAGUUGUCUUCUCAUCAUGCUGUAACUUCUGAAUCUAUAUUUUAAAAUAAUAAGAAACUUACUUUUUCCUUUUA
Molecule: messenger RNA, 1585 nt
Organism: Nymphaea colorata (pocket water lily)
Lineage: Eukaryota; Viridiplantae; Streptophyta; Magnoliopsida; Nymphaeales; Nymphaeaceae
Product: phosphopantothenate--cysteine ligase 1-like
Exons: 10
Coding region: 327-1310 (327 amino acids)
Biological process (GO): coenzyme A biosynthetic process
Cellular component (GO): cytoplasm; nucleus
Molecular function (GO): phosphopantothenate--cysteine ligase activity
Source: RefSeq, a predicted model, not a curated record